AUCUGGAACACCGGGUAGAAGUAUAGAGCCACAGGUGGAGAGACAGCCAGGCAAAAACGGAGCCGCAAAAGAUCCGUAGCAGAGUACUGGAGAAGAGCUGUCGUCGGGUGAUGAAAAAAACCCCAGGGUAGGGCUUUACUAUGGGUGGGCGGUCUCUGCAGGGAGUGGGCUUGCCCGGCGCUUUUUAAUCCAGAUACGCACCCUACGUUCGGUAGGGUGCGUAUCUGGAUCCGGAGCUGACACGGCCAAGAGGGGAAAGAAGACACACCACCCAGCAACAUGACUGCACCCAGCAACACCUACGACGUUAUAGUGGUCGGCGCGGGCAUAUCAGGUUUGAGUGCUGCAAAGCUGUUGAAAGCCAGUGGGCUCGAUCCUGUAGUGUUGGAAGCCAGAGACCGGGUUGGUGGUCGUACCUUCACUGUGCAGAAUAAGGAGGCAAAGUGGGUUGAUCUAGGCGGUGCCUACAUUGGACCGACACAGAACCGCAUCCUCCGUCUGGCCAAAGAGUAUGGCAUAAAGACCUACAAAGUCAACGAGCAGGAGAACUUGGUGCAUUAUGUUAAUGGAAAGUCUUACCCGUUCAAAGGCUCCUUGCCUCCCAUGUGGAACCCCAUCGCUUUGAUGGACUUCAACAACCUCUUUAGAACAAUGGAUAAGAUGGGCGAGGAGAUUCCCAGAGACGCUCCCUGGAGAGCUCCCCAUGCUGAGGAGUGGGACAAGAUGACCAUGCAGGAACUCUUUGAAAAACUCUGCUGGACCAGAACUGCUCGUCGCUUCGCCACACUGUUUGUCAACUUGAUCGUGACCGCUGAACCCCACGAGGUGUCGGCUCUCUGGUUACUCUGGUACGUCAAACAGUGCGGAGGAAUAAUGAGGAUCUGCUCCACCACCAAUGGAGGACAGGAGAGGAAGUUUGUAGGAGGUUCGAAUCAGGUGAGUCAGUGCAUGGCGAGGGAGCUGGGAGACCGAGUGAAGCUGCAGUCUCCAGUCUACAGGAUCGACCAGACCGGAGACAUGGUUGUGGUGGAGACCGUGGACAAGCAGACCUACAAGGCCAAGUAUGUGAUCGUGGCCACACCACCUGCUUUGAAUCUGAAGAUGCACUUCAACCCUGAGCUGCCCCCGCUGAGGAACCAGCUGAUCAACCGUGUUCCCAUGGGCUCUGUCAUAAAGUGCAUGGUCUACUACAGAGAGAUCUUCUGGAGGAAAAAGGGUUACUGCGGCAGCAUGGUGAUAGAGGAGGAGGGCGCUCCCAUCGGCUUCACCCUGGAUGACACAAAGCCUGAUGGGACUGUACCUUGUAUUAUGGGAUUCAUCCUUGCCCACAAGUGCAGAAAGCUCUCAAGCCUGUCCAAGGAAGAAAGGUUGAGGAGGAUCUGUGAGAUCUACUCCAAAGUGCUGGGCACAGAUGAGGCUUUGCAUCCGGUGCACUAUGAGGAGAAGAACUGGUGUGAAGAGGAGUACUCUGGAGGCUGCUACACAGCCUAUUUCCCCCCAGGAAUCCUUACUCAGUUUGGCAGAGUGCUGAGAGAGCCGGUGGGCAAGUUGUACUUUGCAGGCACAGAGACGGCCACCGAAUGGAGUGGCUACAUGGAGGGGGCCGUACAAGCUGGAGAGAGAGCAGCCAGAGAGGUCAUGUGUGCGAUGGGUAAACUCCAACCUAAUCAGAUCUGGCAACCUGAGCCUGAGAACGAUGAAAUCCGGGCACUCCCGUUUGUUACCACCUUCUGGGAGAGAAACCUGCCUUCGGUUGAUGGUUUCCUCAAAUUCUUAGGAGUCUCCACAUUCCUGUCUGCUGCCGCCGCAGCUGGCUUGGUGGCCUACAAGAAGGGCAUCAUCCCCCGGAGUUAAACCACCCUGUCGUCUCACUCCUCCACAUCUCAAGGGAACACGUCUCAAUAGACACUUGUGUACUUCUAGUGCUUUAUGGGCCCAAACUACAGAGUAGUGACCUACAUAGGGUAUACAUUGUUUUUUGAGAAACACCGUGAUGUGAGAAGGACUGCUCAGCUCAUGCAAAAACACUAACACACUGUUACUCUGUCCACAAACGAAAGAGAGAAUGAAGCAGGUGAGAAGGGCUGACUGAAAGGUGUUUGAGAGGAGGGACGAAAGCCUAACUUCAGUUUAAAACAUGCAGACUCAGAUUGUGAAACCAAUGAAGGAAAAAAGAUCAGAAUCAGUUCGUAAGGGGAAACCUUCUCUGUCACUAUUACUAUCCCAUACAAUGCCAAUGAAAUCCACUGUGUCGAUUAUAUGUGAGUUUAUAAAAGUCGCCAUGCUUACUGUGUGUAUGAGCCUCGUCUGUGUCGCAUGCUUCGGUGAGCAUGCGUUCGUGAGCGUGUGGUCAUCAAAGUUUCUGUACAAAGUUGCGAGCGCGUGUGCAUGAGUUUCCACUGUGUGUCUAAUUACCGCUGCCUAUUUUAGGUGCCAAUUUAUUCUGGCCAAGCAGCCGUAGCUGUUUGACGAAAUCCAGUGACUUCAGAAGAGAAAAGAGCACCUAAAGUGAGUUGGUACUGCGUGAAAUGGGCAAUGUUGUUUCUCUUAAAUUUUAAUUUUAUUUAAAUCCCAAAGUGCAAAUUAUGUGCCCUAAUAUGAAAUUACUGAAUUCGUAUAGCUAAUUGUCUCCUUCAUGGUAACUCCUUUAAUAUAAAUCCUCUGUUUAAACUAUAGUAAGUCUUAGGUAUCAGCAAACACGGGCUACCAAAUAUGGCCACCAAAAAUUAAGACGGUGCCAGUCUAAAUGCUGAACCCAUAAAUUUAAUAAGAAAUCCUUAAACUAAUGGUGACAAUAAUGAUUACCGUAUUAUAAAGGAUAAUUAAACACUUCUCAGUUAUAGUUACUUGUUGUUUUAACUCUUUACCCGCUUGUAUAAAUCGACCAGGAGUGACCUUGAAUGCUUCAGGCUUAUAGAACAAAACGACUGGUGUGCAUCAUAAGUUAGUGCGGGUGGUCUCUCCCUGUGCAACUAGACUUAGAAAAACCCAGAAACUGUUCUGAUUGUCUUCAAACCACAACUUUAUUGAUAUAUGCUGAGGUGUCAAAACUUAUCAUCAAGGCUACAAAGGGGAUGUCGUCAGUGUCGUCAGCAAUCAUUUGACCGGGUAAAAUCAUUUGUCGGGGGUGUAGAUGUAAAAGCCAACCUGUCCACUACAAGAAUCAUGCUGUUCUUGUCCCAAAGAUGUUUGUGAGUGUAGUUUAUCUGUUGUGCCUUAAUGGAAAUCAUAGCGUUUUUGUCAUUUUAUCGCAAGUGCCUGUGACUCUGACACUCUCAGCCCUCAUCCCUCUUUCCCUCUGGUAAGUUCCCCUUACCUGAGUUAUGUCCUCACUGAAAACCUGACUCAGGUAAAGCCGGGUGUAAAAACACAGCAUCAGAGCUCAGACUGUUGAGGUGAUCCCUCUGCUUAUCUCUGUGUCCGUGUGUGCUUCGUGUUGUCCCUGCAGCGCUUCUUCCCUCGUUGUGGUGUCCCUCUCCCGUCUGACCCUCAGUCCCAGUGCAGGUUUUAUGUGCAGUUCUAGAAGUAAUGAUUGAAUAAUAAUGUCACUUUUUGAACCAUCACUAAAAGUGUUUGAGUUUAUGGUUGGCUGAACAAACAAAGCCAGCAAAUUCCAUCCACCCUGUAGAAAAACAACAACAAAAAACUACAGCACUCACAACAAACCAUCAGCAGACGUGAUGCAGCGUUAUUCAUUAUGGGGUUUUUCUGGAGAUACCCCCCCUUCCUUUGUCCCUCUGUGCAUAUGAGCCUUCUUAACUAUUCCUGUGACCUGCUCUUUGAUGUCCUUGAUUCCUCAUACAAAGCUGGUGAUAUUUAACAAAAUGUGAAAUAAAUCUUUUACUCACCUU
This is a messenger RNA of Maylandia zebra (zebra mbuna), 3851 nucleotides long. The record is from RefSeq and is a predicted model, not a curated record. Lineage: Eukaryota; Metazoa; Chordata; Actinopteri; Cichliformes; Cichlidae.